Spodoptera frugiperda (fall armyworm) is the source of this 2738-nucleotide messenger RNA. It is a transcript of the gene Trxr1, whose product is annotated as thioredoxin reductase 1, mitochondrial. Gene Ontology annotation, molecular function: glutathione-disulfide reductase (NADPH) activity; flavin adenine dinucleotide binding; thioredoxin-disulfide reductase (NADPH) activity. The record is from RefSeq and is a predicted model, not a curated record. Lineage: Eukaryota; Metazoa; Arthropoda; Insecta; Lepidoptera; Noctuidae. Gene Ontology annotation, biological process: glutathione metabolic process; cell redox homeostasis; cellular response to oxidative stress. The transcript has 9 exons. Gene Ontology annotation, cellular component: mitochondrion; cytosol. The coding region runs from base 159 to 1703 and encodes 514 amino acids.
UCACAAUCGUGUUGUUCACUUGCUACAUAAACCACUUUACGCCUUUGGACGUAUAGUAUUUGAUCGUGAGACUUCGUGCAUUUGCCGUGCGCCCUAAUUACAAUCAACAAUCGACAAAGUGUGGUUACAACUUGUGUUUUAAUACAAAAUUUGCAGUGAUGGCACCCAUAGGCUUGCUGUGUUGUAGCCGUAAGAGCAAGUCGGUUGCUCCUAUAGACAAUACCCCUGAAGAUGGAAAUUUCGACUAUGAUUUGGCGGUUAUUGGUGGUGGUUCGGGAGGUCUUGCUUGUGCCAAGGAGGCCGUGAACCUGGGUGCGAAGGUAGCAGUGUUAGACUAUGUGACACCCUCGCCGCAGGGCACCAAGUGGGGACUUGGUGGCACCUGUGUCAAUGUAGGCUGCAUACCCAAGAAACUGAUGCACCAGGCAGCACUGCUGGGAGAAAGCAUUCAUGAAGCAGUAUCUUACGGCUGGGAGGUACCGGCCCACCAAGAGAUCAAAAUCAACUGGGGAUCACUCACAGAAUCUGUACAGAACCACAUUAAAUCCGUGAACUGGGUAACCAGGGUUGAUCUUAGGGAUAAGAAAAUUGAAUAUAUCAAUGGUUUGGGAGAGUUUAAGGAUUCGCACACGAUUAUUGCGACGAUGAAGAAUGGAUCGAAGAAGGAGCUGACGGCGAAGAACAUAGUGAUCGCCGUGGGCGGGCGGCCGCAGUACCCUGACAUUCCUGGCGCCGUGGAGUACUGCAUCAGCAGCGACGACAUCUUCAGCCUCAGCCAUCCACCCGGCAAGACGCUCGUCGUUGGCGCUGGAUACAUUGGUUUGGAAUGCGCGGGAUUCUUGAACUCGAUGGGCUACCCGGCGACGGUGCUGGUGCGCUCCGUGCCGCUGCGUGGCUUCGACCAACAGAUGGCGCGCAUGGUCACCAACGAGAUGGAAGAGAGGGGCGUCAAGUUCGAGCAUAAGUGUGUCCCGCUCUCCGUUGAGAAACUCGAGUCAGGACAGCUCAAGGCUCGCUGGCUCAACACAGAGCUGCAGGAACAAUACGAAGAUGUAUUCGACACAGUACUACUCGCCACCGGACGAUAUGCUCUCACCAAACAACUCAACCUGGACGCUGCCGGAGUUACCUGUGUUUCAUCGAACGGCAAAAUAACAGCGGAGACGGAACAGACGAACGUGCCGAACAUCUACGCGGUGGGCGACGUGCUGGAGGGGCGGCCCGAGCUGACGCCGGUGGCCAUCCACGCCGGCCGCCUGCUGGCGCGCCGCAUGUUCGCCGCCGCCGCGCAGCACAUGGACUACGAGAACAUCGCCACCACCGUCUUCACUCCCCUCGAGUACGGCUGCGUCGGACUCAGCGAAGAAACCGCUACUGCCAGAUACGGAGCAGACAACCUGGAGAUAUACCACGCUUACUACAAGCCGACGGAGUUCUUCAUCCCGCAGCGGAACAUCAAGAACUGCUACCUGAAGGCGGUGGCGCUGCGCGAGGCGCCGCAGAAGAUCCUCGGCCUUCACUUCGUCGGGCCCGUCGCUGGAGAGGUCAUACAGGGAUUCGCCGCCGCUAUCAAAUGCGGCAUUACAAUGGAGCAGCUGAUCAACACGGUGGGCAUCCACCCGACGGUGGCGGAGGAGUUCACGCGCCUCAACAUCACCAAGCGGUCGGGCCGCGACCCCAACCCCGCCUCCUGCUGCAGCUAGACAUGUACCACUACAUCACCCUUCUACCCUCACUAUUGUUGUUAACAUAUUUGCUGGACACAGGAGCAGUUUAUUUACUUCUGGUAUAAGAGACACAAUUGAGAAUAUGUUGCGUUUCGCGUUCUGCCACACAACGGGUUAAUAGGUUUCAUCUAAAUCAAACGAAAACUACAUCUCGUUGUCAAAGUCAAAAUUAUUUAUUUCAAAUAGAUCGGGAAGGCACUUUUGAACAAUGUUGAUCGAGUAAGCAAACGCUCUUAAAGUAUAACUGAGUAUCCCUCACGCAGCGCAAUCUAGUAUUGUGCCCAGUGUAUGGUAAUAAAUUUACUACAUGACAUAACAAGCAUAAAGCUUUGUGUUAUAAUGUGUCCGCUCCUGCUUACCACUACAAGAUAUAUAGUUUGCUGCUUCUAAAGUCCACUGAUAUUGUUAAUAAUGAUAUGUUCCUUGUUAUAAUUGAUCCCUCAGGAUAUUAACAAGAAGUUUGGAUUUCCUUAACGAAGAAUUUAGCAUUUAUUGAUUUGUUUGUAAUUGCAAUGUGGAGGGGUAACAUGUAUCGGUUGAGGAAUUUUUAUUAUAAUACACCCGUCACUUACUAUCGCAGAGAUGUUUAUAGCUUGUCGGUCACCGUCACCGCGCCUCCCCCUUCACCUUAAAUUAUAACUGUAUUAAUGUUAACAUUUCAAGUGAUUCAUCCUCUUUGUGAUAGGACAUACAAUGUCGAGUAACCAACGUUUCGGUGCUUAACCUCUACUUGUAUCGAUUUACUUUCAACGUUUAUAGUACAAAUUCUUGGAACAUUAUGAAUUGUUAUUGUCUCAAAAUAUGUAGGAAGAAAUGUAUUAAAAUACAAUAUUGUUACUAUGAUGCAAAUAAAAUGGUACAGUAUUAUUGUUAUUCUCAGUUGUACUCCACAUGUCGAUAUUAUGCAACAUUCCUUAAGUCGCAGUAACAGAAAUCAGGUUUCAUACAUUAUGUUAUUUAAUUUAUGUGAUUUUGAACUUAAAUAAAGUGAUAUAUUUUUAAUGAAAACUA